AUGAGAUUUCCCGCCUCCACUUUCUCUCUCUUCCUCCACCAUCACCACCACCACCAACAGCAGAUCCGACAACUCGCUUUCUCUCUCUUCUACUCAACAACCGCUAAACCUAACUACCAACCACCCAUCAAAACCAACCAAUCAUACCCAAAUCAUUUUAUCCCCCAAUUUUUCUCCCUCGCUAAAACCCUAACUCAAAACCCUAGAAAUUUCAAAGCCCUUUCCCAAUUGGAUUUUCUUUUAUCCCAUUCCAAAUUGUUCGAUUCUGUUACUUCGGUUGCAAUUAUUGAGGGUCUUUGCCGAUUGAAGAAGCUCAAUCGGGCAAAAGCUGUGUUCUUGCAUUUGAAGGACAAUUUGAAGGUAUCCCCUUAUUUUGCAUUUAGUUUAGUUUUUGAUUGUAUGUUUAAAGAUGAGAAAUUAGAUGAUGUUGAAGUUCAAUGGGGUGAGAUUAGUAAUGGGUAUGAAAUUAAUUUGACAGAUUAUGUGAUUUAUGUGUGUAAAUGUGGUGAUUUGGAUGAGAUUAAGGAUGUAUGUGAGAGAAUUUGGAUGGGUAGUAGGGUUUUAGGGAGGCAGAGUUUUGUGGCUUUGAUUGGGGUUUUGUGUAGAUGUAAUGAGGGUUCGAUGGCAAAAUCGGUGCUUCAUGAAAUGUAUUGUAGGGGAUUUAGGGUUGAUGAUGUUACAUACAUUGUUUUAUUUCAAUGUUUAUGUAGAAAUGGGGAUUUGGAUUCAGCUGAUUGGGUACUUAGGAAAAUGGUUAAAGGGGGUUUUGAUGUUGAUGUGUGUGUAUAUGGAAGCUUCAUGCAUGGUUUAUGUAAAGAAGGAAAGUUCCGGGAGGCGAGGAAGUUGUUUGACAAGUUGAUAAAGAGAGAUGGUGUUAGUGGGUCUAAAGCCGCGUUCUUGAAGGAGAGGAGGAGGGCGAUUUUUCAGCUGAAUUAUAAGGGAGAAAUUCCUGAAAUGAUGGUAUAUGAGAUGUAUUUUCGCUCUUUGUGUGCUGUGGGAAAGCUUGAUGAUGCGGAAUUGUUGUUGAAGAAGAUGAUGAAAAAGAGGUCUAUGGCACAGGUUUGUGUAUAUGGAUCUUUCAUCAAAGCGCUGUUUAGGGUUGGAAGAGAGGAAGACGCUCUCAAGUUCUUCCAUGUUGAGUGCAAGAAGGGGCUCGUUUGCUCUGAUGAUCUUGCAAGAUAUGUCUUUGUGCAGCUGUGCAAUAAAGGUGAAGUUGACAGUGCUAUAAAGGUUUUCAAUGAACUCUCUAGGAAAGGCGCGUUUAUCAACACUGUCAUUCAUUGUAAUUGUUUGUUGCGUAGUCUCUGGGUUGCAGGGAGGAAAUUGGAAGCAGAGAAAUAUUUUGAAAGGAUGAACCACGGGGACCUGGCACCUCCAAAUUUAGCGACAUACAGACUUAUGGUUUGCGGAUUUUGCAAUGGGGGUAAUGAAAGAAAAGCACUUGAUAUGUUUGAAGAAAUGCUGUCAAAAAAUAUCCCUAUAGAUAGGUUCAUAUGUGAAACUCUUCUUACUUCACUCUGCAACCAAGGACGGCUUGCAGAAGCAUAUAAAUACCUUGACGCCAUGACUAGAAGUGGCUCUUUAGUUUCGUAUACAGUUUGGAAAAGGAUGUUUUAUUCGUUGGUCAGCAAUGAAGAGCAGCUCUUUGAUUAG
Chenopodium quinoa (quinoa) is the source of this 1653-nucleotide messenger RNA. RefSeq names its product pentatricopeptide repeat-containing protein At1g63330-like. NCBI's taxonomy places the organism in Eukaryota, Viridiplantae, Streptophyta, Magnoliopsida, Caryophyllales, Amaranthaceae. The coding region runs from base 1 to 1653 and encodes 550 amino acids. Gene Ontology annotation, molecular function: protein binding. The record is from RefSeq and is a predicted model, not a curated record. The transcript has a single exon.